UGUUGAACUAGUGGCGCUCUCUCUAUGAAAGGAUAUGUACAAAUGUCAUCUAGGAAAAUAGAAACGUUGCAUAGCUGUUAUGCGGUGAAAAUGAAUAAAAACUGAAAUAAUCACGUAAUUACGAAAAAGUGUUGUGCAUUGUACCAAGAUAAAUUUCUCAUAAUAGUUUAAGGGACUGAUACGCAGAAAUACAUAUAUUGGCUUUAGUGGUGCUUCGGAUGUUACGCAUAUUUUAAGAUGUAGGCUUCUAUGCUGCAAUGUGAUUGAUCAAUCAUGACAUAAACUAGGGUUUAUCUGCUUGAUUGGAAUAAAAUAUUAUGACGUUGAGAAAAUGUUCGAUUGUUUGGACCACAUAGCCAAUAGCAGUACCUGUUAAAGAACCAUCCUGGAGUAAUCACUGUUGUUUAUGAUGUGAUUAUGGUCUUUUACUUUCAUUUUUAACUUUGAGCUGUCCACCUGCCUGAAAGGCAGUAAAUCCAAAACGAAAUUGUACUAGUUCUUGUAUUCAUUUGUUGUUUUAUUAAAAUACUGUUGUGACAUCUGCUAUCAUAACAUAGUAUUUUAUUUUACUAGACAAAAGCAACCAUAUGUCAGUACGUCAUAUUUGCUACUCUUACAAAUAGUCACUAAUAUAGUCAUGACACCAUAAGGAAAAAGUUCAAAGGACUAGCAGAGGAGGUAUGAGUUGCUCUGUAGAACUGAAGCAACGUAGACAACAAGGGAUGGCGGAGGAUCCCCAUAGACUUGCAGCUAUGAUGAAUAAGUCUCAAAGACUUGUUUUAGGCCUGUUGGUUCUCCUCUUAGUGGAUAUCAUUUGGGUCUCCAGUUCUGAACUCACCAAAUAUAUUUAUCGACAAGCAGCAUUUGAAAAGCCAUUUUUCAGUACCUACAUAAAAACGUCCAUGUUCACAUUAUACUUGCUGGGUUUGUGCUUUUGGCCUCCAUGGAAAGAUCAAUGCAAUAAACCAGCGACGUACAUGUUCAUAGAUCCAAAUGUAGAAGAUGACAAUUUUUAUUCAGAGGGCAAUACGAGUCUGAGCGACCCCACGUUUGUUCCACUUAAAACACUGGAUCACUGCGAUCGCUCAUCUGGCACAGAAAGCGAUGAUUCUUCGAUUCGUUCUGUGAGGUUCAGCAAAUUAGCAGAAGUUCGCCAUAUGUCUGAAAGCGAUGCCACUGAAGCUCUUUUAGCUAGACUGAGUUAUGAAGCGAGUGUGACAGCUGGUGAACAUGCUAAAAGACAGGCAAAUAAAUUUUCUGUACAAAAAGUUGCAAAAAUUGCAUUAAUGUUUUGUUUGUUGUGGUUUCUGGCAAAUUAUACCUAUCAAACAUCAUUAGCACAGACUGAGACAGGAAUAGUGACAGUAUUGUCUUCAACAUCUAGUUUAUUCACAUUGUUCCUUGCUGCAUUUUUUCCUAGUAAUGGAGGAGACAAAUUUACAUUGUCUAAAUUCGUGGCUGUUUCUAUUAGCAUUUUUGGGAUUGUACUAGUUGGUCUUUCGGAUUUAGCAAUAGAAACGGGUAGUAAGAUACCAACAGGGGUAAUAUUAGCUCUAGUCAGUGCAUUUUUCUACGCUGCGUACUUAGUAUUUUUAAAAAGAAAAGUAGAUCAUGAAGAUAAAAUGGACAUUCCAAUGUUCUUUGGAUUUGUGGGACUUUUUAAUCUCACCCUUUUGUGGCCUUUAUUCUUUAUACUUCACUAUGGGCACUGGGAGGAAUUUGAAUGGCCGAAUAGUCACCAAUGGACUUUUUUAAUUAUUAAUGGACUGAUUGGCACUGUUUUAAGUGAAGUUCUCUGGCUAUGGGGUUGCUUUCUAACGUCGUCCCUCAUAGCAACAUUGGCUGUUAGCUUAACAAUGCCAAUGUCAAUGAUAGCAGAUGUUUUAUUGGAAAAAGUUGAAUACCCGUGUAUUUUUUAUUUUGGAACCGUCCCCAUGCUUUUGGCUUUUCUUACUGUAUCUUUAUUGUCAUAUUACGACAACUGGGAUCCGGUAAUGGACUUAGUGAAGAGACUUUAUGUUUGGAUUUGUCGCAGGAGUAGAUCAAUGAGAGAUUUCAUUUUCAGGAUACCAGAUUUAGAAGCCGAACAAACUGAAUCACUCAUCGGCAUAAAUAGUGGAGAGCAUGAAGCCUAACCCGACAAUAAUGUUAGAUUUACGUGAUACUUGUAUUUCAUGGACUUUUACAGUAGAGGAUACUGCUACUGUCAGCGUAUGGUAUUAUAGUACAUUAAUGGAGAGUUUAUAUUUAAAUUACGAUAUAUUAUUACUUUGAUACACUUCAAAAAAACUUGAGGUUGGGAGACUAAUUUCUGAACGGUAUACAUUGUAUUAUUUGCUGUAGGUUAGACUUCGCUUUCAGUGAGAAUAGAAGCAUAUUCCUUCAUGGAUAGGCAUUCUAUUCUGUUGGUAGAAUUAUUCAAAGAAGUCAUUAUAUGUAUUCAAAAAUACUUUGCUUUAUUAUUGAAAAGUAAUUGUUUUAAAAUUGCUUAAGUAAUUGAUUUUAAAGAUACACAACAAAUGCGUUUCAUUACAGCUUUUGUGAAACAUUUGCCAUAAUACUGCCAGACAAUAAUGAUUGCUAUCCUUGAAAAGCUAUACGGGCAACUUUAUCUAUCCAAGUAAUAAUAUUUUUCAUUAAUUUCUAAUUUGAAGAAAAGCAUAUCACGAUUAUUUACCAAAAUUGUAGUAACUUCCUUAGUAUAAAAAUACUUGGGUCACCGUAAAUAGUAUUGCAAAGAUUCUAUAUGUGCCAUACACAAAAGUCUUUGUCUGAAAGUAUAUGAAAGUUGUGGACACCAGAUUUGUGAAAAUCUGUGAUGCAUAGGAUAUUCGAUAUCAAAAGAUAGUGGAUUAUUGUAGUGAAACUACUUUUUCCCACCGGAUGUGAUAGUUUUCAAUGGUGAAUUGAAUACAAUUAAAUACUUUGUAUUGCAGCAAUAUGCUGGCACAAGUGAUAUGCUGUUACAAAAUCACUCUCAUCAUUUUAUUCAGCUAUAUUGCAUUGCAUUGUAUAUUGAUGUUUGCAUCACUAUAGAAGACAAAGAGAGAAAAGAGUUUGGUGUGAGCAAUAGGUUUUUUCAAUUGAGCUUCACUAAAACUCAGUAUCGUGUAUAAAGCAUAAAGAGAUAUAAAUAUGUUUGUGAUAUUAUAUUCAUUGUAUAGAUUAUAUAUUGCUGCAUUUCCUAUACUUUGCAUAAACUUUGACUUUCUUAGUUCCUUAUAUUUUAUUUGAACUUUGCAUUCCUUAUUAGAUAUGGCUAUGUUACCUAUGUUACAGUGUUGCGUCCAUAGUCAAAUAAUUUGACAUGAACGUACGGAAUAAGCGGGAAUAUCUUGUUUUUAAGAUAUUCCUAGCGUAUUCUUAACUGUAUGAAGAAUGGCAAUUUGAUGAAGUUUCAUUAAAUUAUUUAUAAAGCUUCUGUUUAAGUACCAUUGUUAUUCUUUAAUUGAAUCCGCAUAUCAGUGUACAUUAUAUUGGUAAUUAUAGUACGAUAUCGUUUCAUUACGUUUAAACUAAAUUCUGUUGAUUAUAUAAUUGAUUUGAUGUAUCAUAGUUUGCUUCUGCAUAUUACUUAAAAAACAGAAUUAGGCCAUACAUAUUGUGUUUGCGUCGUAUCUGCUUGGAAUUUAUUUACUUGCGUAAUUUAAAUUUCUACUGAUAUUCAAUUUGACAGUAAAUGAAGACUAAAUGAACGUUGCUAAUAGUUAUAUUUUAUUAUACGAAGUAACAUUUAUUUUUCAAAGAUUAAAAAUUUAUGCUAUGUAAUUCUAUGCAAUUAUGUGUUAUAUGAAAGUUCAACAGAUGCAUUACAUUCUUAUACGUUUUUGUUUCGACUUUGGCAAGUUAGCCAAAUGUUUUGAACUAGACCUUAACUAGUUUUAAGACACUGUCAGUGAGAUAUUUCGAUAGCUUUACAUCUGUCGAGGAACAAUAAAAGAAAUGGUUACACUCUGGACCAAUUAAAAUUAACGUCUUUCGAGGAUUGGCUGGAUUAUAAAAUAAAAAGGAGAGAACGAUGUGAUCUGCAAUUUUGCUACAGAUAGGGAGAUGAGAGGGUACUAUUUGAUGUAGUUUUUCAAAAUUUUACGGAGACAACAAAGAGAAAAAUUAACCCUUUUUAUACUUGGACAUUCUCUAUCCACAUAUAAUGUGGGAACUAAUAUUUUGAUCUGGAUGAGAAAAAUAUGGACCCAUAAAAUUCCAUAAUGUUGAGCAUUUCAACAGAAUCAUGUCCAUCGGUUAAUGCGCACAAUGUUAUCGUUUAUAUUUCCAAUAUGUUAGUGAAACGUUAUUACGCUAUAUGCAAAAUACAAGUCUUUUUUGUACUUCGUUCCAUUAUAGUAUUGAAUAUACUUCAAAAAUCCCGAAAAAUAGCUUAAUAUUAUGAUACAACAAUUAUGAGGCGCAAAUAAAGGCUAUAAAUAAACACAUCAUUAUAAGCCAAUAAAAAGAGAAGUAAUACUGUUAUGCAGACUAUACAUAUAUAGCUGACUGUUCCUGUAUGUAAUAUCGCUGUAUAUUUUAAUGUAAAUAUUACAUUGUACUAUUAAGAAUAAAAUUAUAUAUACAUAUUAUAUGAAAUA
This is a messenger RNA of Cephus cinctus (wheat stem sawfly), 4586 nucleotides long. Its product is annotated as solute carrier family 35 member F5. NCBI's taxonomy places the organism in Eukaryota, Metazoa, Arthropoda, Insecta, Hymenoptera, Cephidae. Gene Ontology annotation, biological process: regulation of peptide transport. The transcript is spliced from 10 exons. Gene Ontology annotation, cellular component: membrane. The record is from RefSeq and is a predicted model, not a curated record. The coding region runs from base 681 to 2135 and encodes 484 amino acids.